AUGGGUGACAAUAAAUCAGAUGGGGUGUUUUCCCCGGUUGAUCGCGGAAAACCUUCAGUAUCUUUUGAUAAUUUUGCCAACCGAGUGAUUGAUGUUGAGGGUAAUACUUGGAAGCCUCGCAGGGGUACAGUUCAGAUGCCUCAAACUGAACCAAGGAAACCGAACAUUCUUGAAGAACUGUUCAGUUCGUCUGUCCAAGCCCCUGUGGAGAUUGUGAGGCCAGAGACUACAGUUUCGGAAAAUCUGGAAGAUAGUGCAAACAUCCAGGGGAAUCGUAGUGAUGGUGGUAACAACUCAAAACCGAUGUCAUAUGUAGAUUCGGUUUUAGCAGCCAAACCUGUUAAGGUAAAUUUCAGAUCUCUUGCUAGCCCUGUUACGUAUGAGGGGUGUGAUGUGGUACUUCCUCGUGAUUCGGUUAGAGCAGUUCAAGAAAAAUUAGCGAACACUCUGUAUGGUUACUUCCUAGGGGACAGAGUUGCAUAUCCGGUUGUGGACUAUUUUGUGAAGAACCAGUGGAAGAGGUUUGGAUUACAGAAAUCAAUGAUGAAUGCUAAUGGGUUCUUUUUCUUUAAGUUUGCUGAUGAAGCUGGUAUGUUGAAUUUUCUUAAAGAAGGUCCUUGGAUUAUCCGAUCUCAGCCUAUGUUUUUGCAUAUUUGGUCUCCUACUUAUAAGUUAGAAAAGAAGGAAGUAAAGAAGUUGCAAGUGUGGGUUAAAAUCCAUGAUGUUCCGAUUGCUGCGUAUACGGAGGAUGGAUUGAGUAUGAUUGCUACGGCUAUUGGUGAGCCUAAGAUGUUGGACACGUACACUUCAUCUAUGUGCACAGAUAAUUGGGGAAGGAGUAGCUACGUGAGAGCGUUAGUAGAAAUUUCAGCUGAAAAUGGGUUUAAGGAGGAGAUAGUUAUUGCAGUUCCAGAGUUGGAGGGGGAAGGCUUUAGUAAAGUGAUUUUGUCGGUAGAAUAUGAAUGGAGUCCUCUUAGGUGUGCUCAUUGUAAGGUGUUUGGUCAUUCAGAUGAUUCUUGCCCGAGACAGCCUAGGAGGGCUCCUAAGGUGUGA
Helianthus annuus (common sunflower) is the source of this 1053-nucleotide messenger RNA. RefSeq lists its product as uncharacterized. The record is from RefSeq and is a predicted model, not a curated record. The transcript has a single exon. NCBI's taxonomy places the organism in Eukaryota, Viridiplantae, Streptophyta, Magnoliopsida, Asterales, Asteraceae. Bases 1 to 1053 code for a protein of 350 amino acids.